This is a messenger RNA of Dothidotthia symphoricarpi CBS 119687, 1374 nucleotides long. RefSeq names its product glycoside hydrolase family 28 protein. Gene Ontology annotation, cellular component: extracellular region. Gene Ontology annotation, biological process: pectin catabolic process. The coding region runs from base 222 to 1316 and encodes 364 amino acids. NCBI's taxonomy places the organism in Eukaryota, Fungi, Ascomycota, Dothideomycetes, Pleosporales, Dothidotthiaceae. Gene Ontology annotation, molecular function: polygalacturonase activity. The record is from RefSeq and is a predicted model, not a curated record. The transcript has a single exon.
AGAACGACAAGCUUAACGAUGAGAUCCACACUAUUCCCUCUAGAACACUGUUUGAGCUGGGAUUUGACAGGCCCAUGACAUCGGGGGGAUGAUCUAUAAAGACCUCUUGCUCCUCCAUCUCAUAAUAUUCAUCAAGCCAUCAACUACAUUCAUUCAUUCACUCUUUUCUUCACUUCUUCAAUUCUUGUCCAUACCCACACUCUUUCAACACCAAACCAAAUAUGUAUCUCGCAUCCCUUAUCCUCAGCGCCGGUGCGCUCGUGUCUGCUGUUCCCACCAGCCUGGAUGCUCGUGCGAGCAGCUGCACCUUCACGACCGCCGCCGCUGCCAUCAAGGGCAAGGCUGCUUGCAGCACCAUCACCCUCAGCAACAUCGCUGUCCCAGCCGGAACGACUCUUGAUCUUACCAAGCUCACCAGCGGAACGACUGUCAUCUUCUCUGGCACUACCUCCUUCGGCUACAAGGAGUGGGAGGGCCCCUUGAUCUCGGUCUCUGGUACCAAGAUCACCGUUCAGGGUGCCUCCGGCCAUGUCAUCGACGCCAACGGUGCUAAGUGGUGGGACGGCAAGGGUUCCAACGGUGGAAAGACCAAGCCCAAGUUCUUCUACGCCCACUCCAUGAAGCAGUCUUCGAUCAGCAACCUGAACGUCAAGAACACCCCUGUUCAGGGCUUCAGCAUUAACUCCUCGACCGACCUUACCCUGAGUGGCAUCACCAUUGACAACUCAGCCGGAGACGUCACCAACGGUGGCCACAACACCGAUGCUUUCGAUGUCGGUAGCUCCACUGGCAUCACCAUCACCGGCGCGAACGUGAAGAACCAGGAUGACUGCCUCGCUAUCAACAGCGGUACCAACAUCGUCUUCACCAAGGGUACCUGCUCCGGCGGUCACGGUCUCAGCAUCGGUUCAGUCGGCGGCCGCUCCGACAACGUCGUCAAGGACGUCACUAUCUCUGACUCCACCAUCAAGAACUCCGACAACGGUGUCCGCAUCAAGACCGUCUACGGCGCUACUGGCUCGGUUUCCGGUGUGACAUACAGCGGUAUCACCCUUAGCAACAUCAGCAAGUACGGCAUUGUCAUCGAGCAGGAUUACGAGAACGGCAGCCCCACUGGAUCCCCCACCACCGGUGUGCCCAUCACCGGCCUUACCGUCAAGAACGUCAAGGGUAGCAUCGCCUCCAGCGGUACUGACGUCUACAUUCUGUGCGGAAAGGGUGCUUGCUCCAACUGGACCUGGUCCGGUAACGCCCUUACCGGCGGCAAGAAGAGCUCCACCUGCGCCAACAUCCCCAGCGGUGGUGCUUCUUGCUAAGCUUGCCCUGAUGGGUGUGGCUAGCUUGGAAUAUUUCAAGGUUUCUGUAAAUGAGCUU